AUGGAUCGAAAGCGAGCAUCAUUCAUGAGCACGGCAACGGCACGGCAACGGCACGCAAAACGCAUGCGUGCCCCGACCCCCCGGGCACGAAUACCGCGUUGCAGCGGCACCGGUGCCCCAAGUAGCGGCACAUGUGCCAAAAAUUUUCUGAGUAAUAACCACUUUUUUUCAGCCCUAGCACAAUCUUAUCCCAAAAUUUUCCCCAGCAUGACAACAUUUGAUCUCCAAGCCAUUCUUGCAAAAAUGACUUCUGCCACCUCGUCCAAUUCUGCAGUACAACUGAACCCGAGAUUGAAGGAGGUUGAUUUGCAAGGAUCAUCCAUUCAAGAUGUACUCGUACAAAGAACUUGCUCUGGUUCAUCUAGUUCUGAAGUUCAACAAGCCCCACAAACGGUUCCGACUCAAUUUUUCCCACCUGUCAUUUGUAAUAUUUGUGGAGCUUUUUGUAAGAGCAAAAACGGCCGACGCCCACAUGACCCGGUAUUUAAAACGCCUAUUCUGAAGGUGCAACAAGCAACGGAGAAUGAUCUCUUUAUGAAGAAAAUAUCAAUCAUAUCAGGAUCCAAUCCCGAAAUUCAGUUUCUGAACAUCAAACAGGUAACCGCCAGCUUUAUUAAAGACAUUUUGAGAUGGCCAAAAGGUAUCGAGAUGUUUGAUGUUCUCGAGGAAGACCAGAAACUUGAGCUGGUUCACAGCCAAUGGAUACGAAUUCUCAUAAUCACAAUUUGUGAAAACGGCGCACAUCUUCUGGAUCUUCAUGAGGAACUCUCCAACAUUGUAACUUUAUCAUUUUCAGCGACAAAUGAAGGCAAAUACGCAUACCUUUUGGAUUUGAAUGAUGCUCUUCAAAACCUUCAUAGGGAAACUCUUGCUUUCGAUCCAUCGUCGGUUCGAUUUGGAGUGAUUACCAUGUUUCUUGGCUCGGUUGCGCAUCUUAGUAUGGGUGCAAUUCAGAACAUGUUCGAAUCUAACGUUAAGAAAUUGCUGUCAUUGUGCCUCUGA
Messenger RNA from Caenorhabditis briggsae, 1002 nucleotides. The record is from RefSeq and is a predicted model, not a curated record. The transcript is spliced from 5 exons. Lineage: Eukaryota; Metazoa; Nematoda; Chromadorea; Rhabditida; Rhabditidae. The coding region runs from base 1 to 1002 and encodes 333 amino acids.